Messenger RNA from Ipomoea triloba (trilobed morning glory), 1898 nucleotides. RefSeq lists its product as uncharacterized. Lineage: Eukaryota; Viridiplantae; Streptophyta; Magnoliopsida; Solanales; Convolvulaceae. The record is from RefSeq and is a predicted model, not a curated record. Bases 131 to 1795 code for a protein of 554 amino acids. The transcript has 3 exons.
CAUCUCUAAAAAGCAACCAAAUGCCAAAUAAACCUUGGCGAAAAAUACCCCACUAAACAUCCAAUUUUUUGCAGUGUCAAAGGCAGUGAGCUUCAUAUUAGGUUCAUAGAUAUACUUGAUAAGCAAUGCUAUGGGGCGUCUCAUAUUGGCGACAAUCCACAGGAACAAAGGUCAACAAAUGAGAAGCAGGCAAAAGAAAUCAUCGAAGACAGGGAGGGAGCUGGGAGGAAGGCUUGUACAAGAUUUACCGAACUGCACAGCAUUAAAAAACCUUUCGGAAAAGAUUAAUAAUGUAAAACAAUUUUCUUCAGAAGCAUGUAUAUUCAAAGUGUCGGAGGAGCUGCGUAAAACAAACUCACAAGCUUAUACACCUCUCACAAUUUCCAUCGGGCCUUACCAUUAUCAUCAUAGGAAGAUGGAAAGGUUGAAAGAAUUGUAUACACAGUCCUUUCUAAACAGAGCACAAGGAGGUGUGGAGGAGUGUUGGAAGAAAUUAAAGGAUUUGCAAGGCAAAGCAGAGAGCUAUUAUGGUGAUCUUGAUGACAUAAAAUUUGUUGACGAUGAUGAAUUCGUGAAGAUGUUAUUGCUUGAUGGUUGCUUUAUAGUGGAAUUUGUUAUUAGAUCAUGUCUUCACUACGAUGCCAAGGGGCAAGCAGAAGACAUAUAUGAUCCCAUUUUCAAGAUUAGCGGGAUGGAAGAUAAUAUUGUUCGUGACAUGUUGCUCCUGGAAAACCAACUCCCCUUCUUUAUUCUGCAAGAACUCUAUAACAUGAUUAGUAAUCGUGGCAACUCAGAAUUCUCAGAGAAGGUGAAAAUUGCAUUUCGGAAUAAGAUACCAAAGAUGAACAUUAAGUCCCUACUCGAAACUAAGGUCAACCCCCAAGGGAUAAAGCAUUUACUUCAGGAAGUGCACAUUCUCUGCGAACCCCAAAAUAAUGGGAAGAUUCCACAGCAGCAGCAGCAGCAAGAGGCAUGUUCUCCUCCCUGCCAACCCCAAAAUAAUGCGAAGAUUCUGCAGCAGCAGCAACAGCAAGUGGUAUGUUCUCCUCCCUGCCAACCCCAACCACAAGGCAGCGGCUCUGAUAUUGAAUCCCAUAGUCUUAGUAACAGACAGGAUAGGCAUAGGCAUUGGCGGCAAUUCUUAAGUUGUUUUCUUUCCAAGUUUUGGGAACAACCACAACAAAGUAAAGAUGACGACGCCGCUUUAUUAUGCAGCAUCCGUACUGCAAGUGAGCUUCAAGAAGCUGGAGUUGACUUCAAAAAGGUUGUCAAGAUUAGUACCGACGACAGCUCUAAUGAAACCAUAAGUCUAUUUGAUAUAAAGUUCAAUAAUCACGGCGUAUUGGAGAUCCCCUCUUCCGCUCUCUAUGAUCCAACAGAAACCUUCUUCAGAAAUCUCAUAGCCUACGAGCAACAUUCUCCCGAUGUGAAUCCAAUGUAUUUCACAGAUUAUGCCAAGUUCAUGGAUGAUCUUAUUAAUACAGAGAAGGACGUCAACUUACUUCGUCUUAAAAAUGUUUUUGUAAAUGGACUGGGAGAUGACAAAGAAGUUACCCGUCUUUUUAACGACCUUUGCAAAGGGAUUACGUAUUCCAGUAAUAAUGACUUCUAUUACAAAGAUGUGUACAAGGAAUUGAAUCGACAUUGCGAAAAACCCUGGAAUGUGUUGAAGGCAAGACUAAGACGCGAUUAUUUUCACACUCCAUGGGCAGGGAUUUCCACCUUGGCAGCUAUACUGCUUCUUACACUCACUAUUGCACAGACUGUCCUAUCUGCGCUUGGUCUGCAAAAGUAAUUUCAUAAAUAUCCACUUCUGCUAAAUAUAAUAACAGCCGAUGAGUGUAAUAAUGUGAAUUCAUAACUUGUUUAUUUUGAUUUAGUCUUCCUACAUUUUCAAA